AUGCAUAUCCUGGAAAUUGGCGCUGAACAAGAAGAAGAGGGCGGACAGGCGCGAACGGUACCUCCUGAGGCCGCCUUCCGCACCGUUCCUCGAGACUACACCACUUUUCUUAUAUGGAGAGUCACGGAAUUGGGAACUGAGCUUCUGCCGCGAUCACAUUAUGGCACGUUCUAUGAUGCUGACGCAUAUUUGGUCUACUCCUGCUCGCUUCCAGGUCAACCUGCUGGACCCGACGUUAUUCGUCGUGAAAUAAAGGAAAACGGGAAUGGUGAUUGCGCAGAACGUCACGUGCACGCUUGGUCCAGCGAGCGCAGCGCGUCGCUGGCGGCGUUAGCUCUGCGACGCGCCACGCAACUCCUGACCCACAUCGGCAGCCCACUCGUGCUGCAUAGAGAAACUGCUACCAAGGAGUCACCUCGAAUGCUCUCAUAUUUUCGCGAUGGCAUAAGGAUUCUUCGUAGCGGCUCUUUGAAUGGCGGUGCACGGCUAUAUCGCGUGCGUGGACACAGGCCGGUGGUGCUGCAGCUAGAGCCGGUGUCAUGGGUUCAGCUCUCUUCUGACGGCGUUUUUGUUUUAGAUGCCCCCAAUCUAAUCGUUUUAUGGCUGGGACGUGCUGCUAACCUGAUUGAAAAAAUUUUUGGUGCCAAGAUCGCUUAUCGUAUGGCGCGUGGACCAGAAAAAUGUAUGAUGGUUCGUCGUAUCGCAAUAGCCCACGAUGGGUAUGAGCAAACAUUACCAGUGGCUGAUCGUGAACUCCUUAACGACCUGCUCGAACUCCGAGCUCGCUCCGUGCGCCCUCCGCCUCCUCUCUCUGAGACUCCUCGAUCUGCGAGACUCUACAAAGUCACACAACCUCCAAGAAUUUCACCUAUCGCCAUGCCUUCGCAAAAACUAGCUGCGCGUUUAGAAGAAAUUAAACGUGCUCCUCUAUAUAGAGAAGAUCUACGAGAUGAUAGCGUGUAUAUUGUCGAUGGCGGGAGCCGUGGUGUGUGGGCGUGGGUGGGGGCGGGCGCGUCGCCCACGGACGGGCGCGGGGCGCUGGCGGCCGCGCGCGGGCUGGCUCGAGCGAAGCGGCUUUCCGGACCAGUAGCGACUAUGACGGCUGGCCGUGAGCCGCUGGAAUUCGCAGCGCUGUUCCACAGAUGGCAUUGGGCAGACUCUCGGCGGGAUAUACGCGUGCGCGCCGCCCGCUCUGCCACUACCAAACUUGACGCUGUUAGUCUUGUUUCUAACGCAUGGCUCGCUGCUGAAGCACAAUUGCCUGACGACGGGUCGGGUUCGCUGCGCAUGUGGCGCGUGAGGCCUGAAGAAUACUCACUACAGGAAUUGGAGCGACCGCAGCAAGCAGUCUUCUACGAUCAAGAUUGUUACAUCGCUCUAUACACCUAUCACGCCCCCACUGGGGAUCAGACCAUAUUGUACUAUUGGAUGGGUGGCUCUUCGCCAAAUGAGCUGAGAAAUUUGGGUGUAAAAGAAGCCAAAGAUCUUUACAUAAAAUUAGGGCGUCUUCCUAUCCAGGCUUGGAUUUAUCAAGGCAAGGAGCCGGCGCACUUCUUACAAAUCUUCAAAGGCCGGAUGAUUACCUACAUUGGCCGUGCCACUGACUAUGAUCCAAGUGGCCGUCGCGUGGUGCCGCCUGCGCGCGCGCUUAUCCACGUGUCGGGGCAGUACGCGCGGGAGGCGCGCGGCGCGGAGGUGGCGCGCGGGGAGGGCGCGGGGGAAGGGGCGUGCUACGUGCUGCGCGAGGGCGCGCGCGUGUGGGUGUGGUGCGCCGCCAGCGCCACCGGCGACGAGCGAGAGGUCGCUAAGAACAUGGCGGCCGCGGAUCACACGCUUGUCAUGCAGGGAAAGGAAAAGUCUGAUUUUUGGUCAGCAUUGGGUGACAGACGGUUGCUGCUGCAACCCUCUCCCUUGAAAGAAGUGGAACGCCCAUUACCACCGCGUUUGUUCUAUGUUUCGUUUGGAGCAGCAGGCCAAUAUUCAUUCGAAGAAAUAAUCUCAUUCAGCCAGUACGACCUGGCGCCGGAGAUGGCGGCGGUGCUGGACGCGCACGCCGCCGUGUUCGUGUGGCUCGGCGCGCACUGCGGCGCGCGCGCCCGCGACGACGCGCGCUCUGUAGCGCUGUCUUAUCUAACGCAUGAUCCUGCAGCGCGAGAUCCUGAAACACCCAUAAUAGUAAUAAGCCAAGGCCGUGAACCACCGAACUUCACUGGAUUCUUUCCGCACUGGAAAAAUUCUAUGUGGAAGAGUCACAAAACAUUCAGUGCGAUCGUAAGUGCACUCGAAGGAAAAGCUAUCGUCCGUGGCAGUACAAGUUCGUUGCAAAGCGGAAACUCUGAAAAUCGUUUUGACCAGCACGAGAAAUACCCGCUAUCCGUACUACGCGGACCAAAGGAGCACAUGCCCUCGGAUGUCGAUCCUCUUACGAAGGAACUUUAUUUAACUCACGAUGAUUUUGUGUCUACUUUCAACAUGACCUACAACGAGUUCCGGUCAUUAACCUCGUGGAAGCAAAAGGAAUUAAAAAAAUCUGUAGGAUUAUUU
Molecule: messenger RNA, 2544 nt
Organism: Brenthis ino (lesser marbled fritillary)
Lineage: Eukaryota; Metazoa; Arthropoda; Insecta; Lepidoptera; Nymphalidae
Source: the annotation of a GenBank genome assembly